This is a messenger RNA of Belonocnema kinseyi, 510 nucleotides long. Its product is annotated as sperm protamine P1-like. Lineage: Eukaryota; Metazoa; Arthropoda; Insecta; Hymenoptera; Cynipidae. The record is from RefSeq and is a predicted model, not a curated record. The transcript has a single exon. The coding region runs from base 1 to 510 and encodes 169 amino acids.
AUGGGGAAAAGGAACAAGAAAAGGGAAGGGGAAAAUGAGAAAGGGAAAAUGGUGACAAUAGAAAGGGAAAAUGGGAAAAGGGUUAAAGAGAAUGAAGAGAGGGUGAAAAGGGAAAGUUUAAAAUGGAAAGAGAAAAGAGGAAAGCGAAACACUAUAAGAGAAAGAAAAAAACAGAAAAAGGGAAGGAAAAAACGGCCGAAUGGGAAAAAUAAAUGGAGAAAGGAAAGAAUAGGAAACAGAAAAGGGCAAAGAGAACGGGAAAAUGAAGGAAGGGGGAUGAGGAAAUGGCGAAAAUGGAAAAGGGAAACUGUAAAAGGAAAUGGGAAAAGAAAGAGGGAGGGGAAAGGUAAAAAAGGGGAAAGGAAACUGGUAAAUGGGAUGGAGAAAGGGGAAAGGGAAAUUCAAGUGGGAAAAGUGAAAAGAGAAACGGAGAAGGGAAAUCGUAAAAGGGAAAUGGCCAAGGGUGAAAAGGGAAGAGAAAAACGAGAAAGGGAAAUGGAUGAAAAAUAA